AUGACCUGUCUAAGCAAGGGUGGUUCGAUUGUAUUUAGAGGAUUGCGGGCUAUGUCAUUAAGUAGUCAUUUGAUGGUUGUGAGCGAAGGGCUCGCGAAUACCCCCUCGCCCGGACGCGAGCCCUCUUUCGUUUCGCCCGCCCGCUGCCGCUGCCCGCCCGCUGCUCGCCGUGCGUCGUCGACGGAUACGCUUCCUACUCCUUCAUCUUCCUCCACCGCCUCCGCUUCUUCUUCCUCUUCCUUCACCGCCUCCUCUUCUUCCUCCGCUGCCCCUUCCUCUUCUCCUUCCUCUUCGAGUCACCGGAGACAGUUUCUGGAAAACAACUGUCUCAACGUAUUUCUGAUUAUGAGAAGAAGCAAGAAUUGUUCUCUGUUUUCACUGUUGAGAACAAGUCUCAAAGAGCUGGUUUAUGAGAACACAGCCAAACGAGGCCUGUGGCUCUCUGCCUCAAGUCUUGUUCAUGAAGAUCUCCAUCUCCACCCUCGAAUCCUUUCAAAUUUCUGCAUAAAUACUCGAUCUUUCAGCAUUCCUGUAAAGCGAUUUGAUCGUGCUAGCAAUUGCCGAGGCCUUGAUCAUCAUGACUUUCCAGAAGUUCGAGUAUCGAAUCGAUUUCUCUGCUCAUCAGAGGCCGGUAGUGGAGAAUUACCCAGGUGCUGGAACUGUGGUGGAGCUGCAGUAUCGCCUGGACCAUUCUUGGCUUGUGGAUUGUGUGGAAGCGUGCAGCCUGUGGACCAAUCAAUUGACUUCUUCCAGAUAUUUGGGCUGGAAAGAAAAUAUGAAAUAAAGGAUGGUAAUCUAGAAGGGAAGUAUAAAGAUUGGCAAAAGAAAUUGCAUCCUGACCUAGUGCAUUCAAAAUCUGAGAAGGAAAAGAUGUUUGCGGCUGAACAGUCUGCUCGAGUAAUUGAUGCAUAUCGGACUCUAAGCAAACCCCUGCUGAGGGCAAUAUACCUGUUGAAACUGGAGGGUGUACAUGUUGAUGAAGAGAAAACAAUCACGGAUCCAGAUCUGCUUGCUGAGAUGAUGGACAUCCGAGAAGCUGUCGAAGAGGCAAAUGAUUCUCAUUCACUGAAUCAGAUACAGACUCAGGUAGAAGAAAAAUUUGAGAAAUGCUCAAGAUCAUUUGAGCAAGCAUUCAAAAUUCAUGACUUUGACAAUGCUAUAGCUGCAAUCGAACGAAUGAGAUAUCAUGACCGUGCCCUUGAAGAGAUCACAAAGAAACUUUGAUCUGGCUGGCUGAUGACACACAAAAUGAGUUCUCUUGAAAUCUUGAUCAGCAGCAACCAAUCGUGGUGAAUGCCAAUACGCCGGCACCUCAAUAAGCAUACUUGCAUCUUUUUGGGGCAUUUUUCAGAUGGUUAUAAUCAAUAAGUUCAUCUGAAUGAACUAAUUUUGAUAUAUUGCCGUUUUAGAAUUUA
Musa acuminata subsp. malaccensis (wild Malaysian banana) is the source of this 1415-nucleotide messenger RNA. RefSeq names its product iron-sulfur cluster co-chaperone protein HscB homolog. The record is from RefSeq and is a predicted model, not a curated record. Gene Ontology annotation, molecular function: protein-folding chaperone binding; ATPase activator activity. Lineage: Eukaryota; Viridiplantae; Streptophyta; Magnoliopsida; Zingiberales; Musaceae. Gene Ontology annotation, biological process: protein complex oligomerization; [2Fe-2S] cluster assembly.